AUGUCCAUCAACCCCCUUUUCGACGUCAUAAUCGUCGGUGGCGGUGCCGCCGGCCUGGCAACGGCAACAGGCCUUGCCCGACAGCUCUACAACACAGUGGUCUUCACCAACGACAAUUACCGUAACGCCAGGGCUUCGCACAUGCACAACUUCCCGACCUGGGACCACCAGCCCCCGAGUGCCUUCCGCGCCAAGGCCAAGGAGGACCUGCUGGCUCGCUACAAGACGGUCCAGUUCGAGAGCGCGGACAUCACCAAGGUUCGGAAGACCGAUGCCGGACACUUCGAGGCCACGGACGCGCAGGGUCGCUCGUGGACGGCUAGGAAGCUUGUCCUGGCUCACGGAUCUGAAGACUCAUUCCCUGACAUUCCGGGCUUCACAGAUUGCUGGGCGUAUGGAAUCUAUCAUUGUCUCUUCUGCCAUGGGUACGAAGAACGCGGCCGCCAGUCGUCAGGUGUCCUCUGUAUCGGGCCACACUCCGGUAACCCAGCGAUGGCCCUCCACCAGUCUCAUAUGGCCCGGCGGUUAACCGAGAAUGUCACCCUGUACACGAACGGAAACGCCGACCUCGCGGCUCAACUCAAGGAGCUUCUUGAGCAGGACAAAGAUGCCAAAAGUGGCAGGAUUCACGUCGUGGACCGCAAGAUUGCCAAGUUUGCGCGAGGAACCAACGGGGAGUCGGAAGUCGUUCUCACCUUCAAAGACGGGGAAAGCGUCACGGAGGGUUUCUUGGUACACCAGCCCAGCAGCCAAGCGAAGGGGCCGUUCCCUCAGCAGCUAGGCUUGGAACUCACUCCUUCCGGCGACAUCCAGACGACGCAGCCCUUUGGGGAGGCAUCUGUGCCGGGCGUGUUUGCCGUGGGAGAUUGGAGAUUGUGCGACGCCGAUCAAGAUCGUCGCGCAGGCGGUGGCGACGGGUGUUUUGGCUGCUGGGGGGCUUUCGUUCCAACUUGGGGCGGAGUUGGCUAA
Messenger RNA from Scedosporium apiospermum, 969 nucleotides. RefSeq names its product Thioredoxin reductase. Gene Ontology annotation, molecular function: oxidoreductase activity. The record is from RefSeq and is a predicted model, not a curated record. The coding region runs from base 1 to 969 and encodes 322 amino acids. The transcript is spliced from 2 exons. NCBI's taxonomy places the organism in Eukaryota, Fungi, Ascomycota, Sordariomycetes, Microascales, Microascaceae.